GAGAGAUGAGUAAAAUUAUUUCAUAGUCAUAUAUCAAAAUACGAAAUAGUCCUACACUGUGACAUCCUCACGACAAAAACGUCUUACGAUAAACAAGUAAAUAGAGACAGAAGAUUUUUGUAUCAACGAAGACACAGGUCAGGAAAUGUAAACGCUUACUCGCGGGUGCCCGUUAACUUGAAGGUGUUUCUAUGGCAAUCUUGCCCGGUCCAAUAUGGCGGCGCCGUUGACCGACGAUUGAGCGGUCACUUCGUUGUCUCUGGUCACCGCGCGCUACAUUUUAACAUGAGCACCAUCACGUCAUCAGCGGGAAAAGUUGAAAGUGUGACUGUGAGAAGAACAGAGUCAUCAGAUGCUCAGGAGAUCAAUAAUCUGAUCAAUCCGUCCACCGUUGCUGUGUUCGGCAGAGUCAAUGUUAUUCACCUUCUGGAGAAAGCAAAUCUGGCCGUGACACUGAGCACCAGUAAGGAUAAAGUGCUCGCUCAUGCAUCCUUCUCUGACCACCCCAGGGAAGAGCUGGUGGAUCAGGCAUGCUGGGAGAAUUUAUUUCACAAACUCGACAAUGGCCAAAAAAUGACGCCUCUGAACACUCUCUUUCUGCGUCUCUUUGUCGCCCAGCCUAGCUUCUCUAUUGGGGGAGCUAAAGAGAUAGUCAGAACCGUCUUCAAUGCCAUUGUGGAGCUGGAACACAUCUGCCUCAUGAGUCCCUACAAAGGCUCACUCGAAGCAGGACUAGAGAAGAUCUUUGAUCCUGUAACGUGUCUCAAGGAGGAAAUUCAAUGUUCGGUUUAUGUUUGUCAUCGAUACAAUCACUGUCCACGGCUGCAUGUCCGCAGAGCCAGAGUGGAGGAUCAUGAUGACAUCAUGCAGAUAUUUGCAGAUCAGAUGGAGUCACUGGAGGAUACCCACGGGCCGUAUUUUCUGUCUGAGCUCAUCGAGUCUCAGGGCGAGGAGAACCGUGCUGUCGUCUGUGAGACUGAAGGAUGUGUCGUGGGCUUUGUCAGCGUGAGUGAUCACAUUGACCUGAAGCUUCUAAACACAUGCUUUGAGCUUGGAGCAUUUGAAGAACUGAGAAAGACGAAUUCAGUGGUCAAACCAGAGGAGCCAAACCCGUCAGAGGAGGAACAUCUCACCUCGUGUGUGUCCGUGGAGGUGAAAAACACAGAAUGUGAAUUGGAUCCGGGAGAAGAGACACAAGGUGGAGACCCUUCUGACACAUCCCAGCCAGAGAACGUUGAGUCAAGAGACACGGCCUCCUGCAAGGAUUCGGAACCGGACCGAUCUCAUAAUGCAUUCUGCAUUCAGCUCUUUACUAUGGAAAAGAGGUUUGAAAUGAGAUCAGCGGACCUCCUGCCGCACCUGUUUACACUUUAUCCUGAUCGGGAAUACGGUGUCAUCUCUGUACCCAAAGCGGCUCCAGAAUUCCCUCUCCUUCAGUCCUUCUUCAGAAUCAUUCCUCGUGAGAACAGCACGUUCCCACAUGAGCUGUACCUGUGCCAUCGCUGGGGGCUGCUGAGGACCCUGGAAGUGCGCGUCGCCGUGUCGGAUGAUAUCCCAGCAGUCCAGAGUCUGAUAGAAAGUCUUAACCAGGAGAAAUCCGUCCGUGAUGACCUGGAUCUAUUUCUGCAGGCCCGAAAAGACGUGGAUGGGGCGGCUCUUCAGGCUUUGGUGUUUCGGGUUCAGGGUCAGAUUGUUGGUUUGAUGAUCCUCAGAGAUGAAGAGGUAAACUCGGUGUUGAACGACUCGUCAUCAUGUCGCCUCACCACAAAUGCUUUGCUACAUCUUUCUGUUUUCACGUUGCAGGACAUUGAGUUUAUUCAAGCCAACUUUGACAUCGAGCGGUUUAUGUAUUUUAGCCAUCACCAGCGAGAGGAACACGGCCGCCUGUGUCACUUCAUCCUCCACCCAAUAUUCCAGCACCACGGCAAGCAUUUCUGUAAAGAGGCGCUACGCUUGGCACACAAGACCUGCCUUUAUUACCCUCUCUACCCGUCCCAGCACAGCCAUGAGGAUGUCAGUUCUCGCUCUCUGGCUGCCGUGCUGAACGUCAUGGUGCCCGUGAGCCCGAGACGGCAGAUCAUCUACCCGCAGGAGGAGCUGGGCAUCAACGCACCAUCCCGGCACAUCACCAGACAACAGGAUCCCUUUGCCCUGUAUUACACCAACAGAAAACUCAGCAUGGAGCCGAAGGUCACCAUCAACACCAGGAUUGUGGUAGUUGGAGCGUCUGACACGGGUUUAGCUUUCCUUGAAGCCUUGACUUUCUCUCCUCAUCUCAGAUUCAACAAUCUCACCCUCAUCUCCACUCACGGCCUUCCAGAUCACGCCGCUCCUGACAUGAGAUUUCUGGCUACAAGUCACUGCUACAGCUCUCAGGAUCACGCCCAGCUGUCCUUCCGUUCCUGGAUCAGCGUCGUGACGGAUAAGAUGAAGGCCAUCGAUCGCGAGGCCAAACACGUGGAACUGGCGAGUAACCACAGAGUACAGUACGACUGUUUGAUCCUCUGCGCUGGCCUUCAGUGUCAGAUGCCCAGUAUUACCAGUACAGACACCAGCAUCCGGACCACCGGCACUCAGAAUCCACCGUAUUCACAACCCGUCGCGUCCAACCUUUUCUCCCUCAAUGACCAACACGACUGUGUGAGCGUCCAUCGCUGGCUCAGCAACAACUUUCUAAACCGGACAGGUGAUGCAGUGGUUUAUGGAAGCGUCAUAGACGUGUACACAUGUGUGGAGACGCUCAUGCGUCUGGGUGUAGGUGGCGGGCGUGUUCAUAUAGUCCACCCCCCCGAUGACACCCCAUCAUCCUGUUUUCAUGACAGUGCUGUGGAGCUGGCAGUCAAUCAGGCUCUGGAGGAGGAGAACGUCCACGUCCAUCACAACUGCCUAUUGGCUCAAAUUAAUGAUGGACAGCACCCGGAUCCAAUAACAUGUGUGUCCUUCACCACAGCUGGCCCGCCCAUCCGGCUCGAGUGUGCAGUGCUCUUUAACUUCUCUGGUGAAACAGUUGACCGCGAUGCCUUCCGUGCUAUCAAUGAUGCCUGUUUAGUGUUUGAUGGCCGUCUGGUCAUUGAUCGUACUUUCCGUACCAAUGACCCCUCCAUAUACGCUGCCGGACCCUUAACUAAAUACUCCCGCCGUUACCAUGCCGACCAAUGGACCGGUGGCAGCUUUAAUUCCAAGGAAGUGGGUCAUAGUUUGGCAUCUGUUCUGCUUCCGUUGUUCGACCCGACUGUGGAGUGUCCCGUGAACCCAUCGGAACACCAGAAGCACCUGAUUCCAGUCUACAAUCAAGCCAAAAUGCAAGGUGGAAGGUUACCAGGCAGCUACAAUUACCUCCAUGUCACGAAACCGACUGCCAACAACACCCGAGCGUCACCAGAUCAACAUGGUUGUGAUAUUGUGACAGGCCGCACAGAAACAGGGAACUACUUUUGCCUGCAUCUCAACCAGCAUGACCUGGUGGAGACCAUCACGUGCCUCUCCAAGAAUCCUCUUCCCAUCUCCAACCUCCGGUGUCUCCACGGCAAACACCAGAUGCUGCUCAAUCACCUCCGCUCCAGAUACCACGAGGGUUUAGUCCAGGACUUGUACAGCUAUUUCAGAGAGAAUUGGUGCUUGGCACUGUUUCACGACCGCUUUACCGACUUUGAGCAAGAAGUUCGCCAAAUCAUGGAUUCAGGCAAAGUGGAGGGCGAUAAUGGUUCGGUGUCAAUGCACGAGGUUCUUCAGAAGAUGGUGGGGGAUAAAACAGAGACAGGCCAUCUGAUGAAUCUCAGCGAGAUGUUUGGGAAAAGCCAGACUUGUUCUGCUUUGAAGACGACCGUUCUGGAUUAUCUGAAAUAUAACAGAUAUCAUCUCACUAUGUACGCCCGGCCGGGACUGCUGUAAUCAUGAUAACAUCACAGUUAGGAGUAAUCAAUCACUUCUUUAUAUCUUUAAUUUCCUUCAGUUUUACAUUUAUUGCACAUAUGUUUGGGGGUGGGGCAAUUUGAGCAAAUAAAUAAAGCAGAUUAACAUUGUCUCAUGCAAAUCUUUGGUGUGUAAUGAGUGACGUUCAUUAAACAUCUGUCUGUUGUUGAAUGUUUCAUGUAUGUGCUAAGCAGUAUUCGGUUAUAUAUUAUGCAGAGAUGUAGAGCGCAGCGGGGCUCAUUGGUGCGGCGGGGCAGAUAAGGGCAGAAUGAGGGUAAAUCUGAGCCAGCAGCAGCUGUAUGAUAAUGAAGGUGGGGCAGAAAAACAGACGCAUGAUCCAACAUCAUACAACACUAAUGUGUUUUACUCCAUUACUUUAGUUCUGUUGGACAAAAUGCAACAACAAUAAUUGUUAUGAUUAUUGUUUUCUGUUUUCGUUAUUUUGUCCUACAUUAGUGAAUU
Triplophysa rosa is the source of this 4374-nucleotide messenger RNA. It is a transcript of the gene cfap61, whose product is annotated as cilia and flagella associated protein 61. Gene Ontology annotation, molecular function: oxidoreductase activity. NCBI's taxonomy places the organism in Eukaryota, Metazoa, Chordata, Actinopteri, Cypriniformes, Nemacheilidae. The record is from RefSeq and is a predicted model, not a curated record. The coding region runs from base 286 to 3891 and encodes 1201 amino acids. The transcript has 25 exons.